Molecule: messenger RNA, 2235 nt
Organism: Amphiprion ocellaris (clown anemonefish)
Lineage: Eukaryota; Metazoa; Chordata; Actinopteri; Pomacentridae
Product: polyadenylate-binding protein-interacting protein 2
Exons: 4
Coding region: 170-568 (132 amino acids)
Biological process (GO): negative regulation of translational initiation
Cellular component (GO): cytoplasm
Molecular function (GO): mRNA regulatory element binding translation repressor activity
Source: RefSeq, a predicted model, not a curated record
CCAAUCAGGAGCGAGGACAGAGUGACGCUGCAGAUGUAAACAAACAGAGGCAGCGCGGCCAUUACAGUUCCUCAGAGUUCCUCAGAGUUCUCCGUUUGGAUCCUCCGCCGUCGAACAAAUCAGGGUCGCACCCCGGGCCGCACCGAUCCGUCCGCCGGAGAGAAGGGACAUGAAAGACCCGAGCAUCAGCAACGCCGCCCCGAACAUGACGAUCAGCAACGAGGUGAUUCUGAGCAACCAGUUUAACAACGAGGACGACCCGUUCGCAGAGUACAUGUGGAUGGAGAACGAGGAGGAGUUCAACAGACAGGUGGAGGAGGAGCUGUGGGAGGAGGAGUUCAUCGAGCGCUGCUUCCAGGAGAUGCUGGAGGAGGAGGAGCAGUGGGAGUGGUUCAUCCCGUCCAGAGACCUCCCCUCUCAGACCGUCAGCCAGCUGCAGGAGCAGAUCGGCCUCCUGGUCCUGGACGCAGACGUCCACGCCGACGCCGACUUCGAUGUUGUGGUGAACAGCAGUCUGAAUCCCAACGCCAAGGAGUUCACUCCGGGCAUCCAGAAACAUGUCAUGUGACCCUGCCUGGCUCCGCCCCCUACCCCAGUCCGCACUGUGACAUCGUCGACAAGAUGUCUGCCGUAUUUUCCAGCUGCCACUCGACCUUCAGCCUGACGUGUUGCCAAAGUUCUGCGCUCGCACGUGUUCAAGUUCAGAAUUCUUCCUGUUACUGCGACCUUCCACCCGUCUGUCUGUGGAAACUCUCUGAAUGUAAAUCAGCUGAGAGGAGUGUUUGUGUUCACGUUAAACUCAGAACAAACUGCUCUGCUGUCUCCACACUCACCUUCAGCUUUUAUUUGCACUUUUCUUUUAUAGAACCUGAGAUCAAACCGUGUGCUCGCGUUUUAUUUGAUCGCCUUUAGCGCCGCCUCCCGUCGAAAAGCACUUUUCUGCUCGUUUGGUUUUACUGUGUUAGUUCAGAGUCUGGUCCAGUUCAGAGGAGGUCUGGUCUAGUUUAGUUCCACUCUGAUCCAGUUCACGUCAUGUUUAGUCCACUGUAGAUCCACUCUGGUCCAGUCUAGAUGUCGUCUAAUCCACUAUUAUUCAGUUUAGAUUUGGUCUAAUCCACUAUUAUCCAGUUUAGGUCAAGUUCAGUUUUGAUCUGGUCAGUUUGGUCUGAUCUGGUUCAGAGUUGGUAGAUCAGCUCUGAUUCAGUUUUGUUUGGUCUAAUCCAGUUUGAUCCAAUUUACAUGUUUAAUCCACUAUUAUCCAGUUUAGGUCAAGUUCAGUUUUGAUCUGGUCAGCUCUGGUCUGGUUUAAAUCCAGUCUGAUCCAGUCUUAGGUCUUGAUCAGCUCUUUCGUUUGAUCUAAUCCUGUUUGUCCUGUUUAGAUAUAGUUCAAUCCAGUUUGAUCCAGGUUAGAGUUGGCUUAAUCCAGUUUGAUCCCAUUUAUAUUUAGUCCAAACAAGUUUAGAUCCAGUUAGCUCUGGUUUGAUCCAGAUCAGAGUUGGUCUGAUCUAGUUUAGAUCUGCCCGGUCCGGUUUACAUCAGGUCUUGUUUGUAGAUCCACUCUGAUCAAGUUUGGGUUUGGUACAGACUGAGCCAUCCUAAUCUGGUUCAUCUGUUCCUAUUUAGAUGUGGUCUAUACCUGCUACUCCCAGUUAAAUCCAGUAUAAAGCUGGUCAGAUCCACACUGAUUAGGUGUAGAUUUAGUUUUACUCCAUUUGAUCCAGUCAGCUCUAGCCUAACCAGGUUUUGAGCUUGUUUGAAUCUGUUAUUUGCACAGUAUAGUCCACUUUAGAACCACUCAAAUCCAGUUUAGAACCACUCAGAUCCACUUUAGAACCACUCAAAUCCAGUUUAGAUCCAGUCUGAUCCAGUUUCGAGCUGUUCUGGUCCGGUUUAGACCCACUCAGAUCCUGUUUAGAUCCAGUCUGAUCCUGUUUAGAUCCGGUCUGAUCCAGUUUAGACCCACUCAGAUCCAGUUUAGACCCAGUCUGAUCCAGUUUCGAGCUGUUCUGGUCCAGUGAGACCUGCUAGUUUUGGUGUUUGGUUUGGUUCCUUUGUGUUUCUCCCUGCUGGCCCUCCGACUCGUCGUUGCUGCCUCAUUAACUGAUGUCGUGUUGACUUUUUUCUAAAUGCACAGAAAGUACUGUAUAAAAAGUCAUAUAAAGAAAAAACAAUGUUAAAAAAAAUCUAUUUUUUCUUAAACUACUUGAAAAUAAAUGUUUAUGGAGAAAAAGUAAA